This is a messenger RNA of Hyla sarda, 2064 nucleotides long. Its product is annotated as zinc transporter ZIP4-like. The coding region runs from base 74 to 1522 and encodes 482 amino acids. NCBI's taxonomy places the organism in Eukaryota, Metazoa, Chordata, Amphibia, Anura, Hylidae. The record is from RefSeq and is a predicted model, not a curated record. Gene Ontology annotation, biological process: intracellular zinc ion homeostasis; zinc ion import across plasma membrane. Gene Ontology annotation, molecular function: zinc ion transmembrane transporter activity. The transcript is spliced from 11 exons. Gene Ontology annotation, cellular component: membrane.
CAUACUGCCCCGAUAUAAACCCCUACCGACCAAUCAGGUUGGGGGAUGUGUGAAUGUGGAGAACGUCCUAAACAUGACGGAUAAUCCCGACCACGUGGGCCCCAUGAUUGAGGGGGCUCUGCUGGCCGUAGUUGUGGAGGGAUCCUGUCUGACCGUCCUGCCCCCCCAACAUUACUUCAUCGACUACAUCUACAGAUCAUACGGCAACACGAGCCUCAACGUCACCGGACUCCGCAACCUCAUGAAAACAAUAAAACUGCUGAAUGAAGAUGAUCACGACCACGAGGACCACGACGAGGACCACAGCAACCAGACAGAUGGACAUCAGAGACGCAGGCGAAGCUUGAGAGAAAGUGACGUUCACAUACAUCACUGGGAUCAGACCUGCUUUAGUCCGGAGGAGAUCCUGACCAUACAUGGGGUGGGAGGAGAUGAGGACAUUUCGGCAGAGAAGUUCGGAGAUAUUGGCAGCAGUCUCAUCCAGCAGCAGCUGAUCGGUCUCUGUCCGGAUGACCACCAGCACCAGGACCCCGAUGGACAGCUGACCACCGCUCAGAAAUACCUGUACGGCAGUAUCGCCAAUCUGGUGGUGUGUCUGUGCUCGCUCUUUGGCAUUGUGGUCCUGCUGUGCACAACCUGCAGUGCCGCCUAUCAGUAUGUCAUCCAGUUCUUUGUCAGCCUGGCGGUGGGGUCCCUGACUGGAGAUGCCAUUCUGCACCUUAUCCCACAGUUCCUUGGCCUCCACUCACAUGGUGACACCGAGGACCACGCUCACAAUGAUGAAGACGCCCAAUCUCAUACUUGGAAACUUCUGGUGGUGUUGGGGGGUCUCUAUUCAUUCUUUCUCCUGGAAAAGUUCUUUGGGCUCCUGGUGAAGGAUGAGGACGAUGAUGAUGUUGAAGGCCACGGACACUGUGACCACGGGGUCUCCCUGCAGAACUUCCAUGAGGAGCAGAAGAAAAGGAAACAGCAGAAGCAGUCUAUAUCCCAGACUGACCUGGUCAGCCCAGAUGUGGAGUUUCAGAAGAGUGCGCCCCCGGUGAGGAGUCGUGAGCUGCGGAUGAUCCCCUACAUGAUCACCAUCGGAGACGCCAUUCACAACUUCGCAGAUGGUUUGGCCAUGGGGGCGGCGUUCUCCACAUCAUGGAAGACCGGCCUGGCCACCACUCUCGCUGUCUUCUGCCAUGAGUUGCCACAUGAGCUGGGUGACUUUGCUGCUCUCCUGCACUCGGGGAUCACGGUCCGCAUGGCUCUGGUCCUUAAUUUCGGCAGUGCUCUAACUUCAUUCAUCGGUUUGUACAUCGCCCUUUCCAUCUCGGCAGAUGAAGCCAUUCAGCACUGGAUAUUUACAGUGGCCACGGGACUCUUUCUUUACGUGGCUCUGGUGGACAUGCUGCCAUCGAUGAUGAAUGUGAAGGACCGCCGGCCGUGGCUGCUCUUCAUCCUCCAUAACUUAGGCCUCCUGAUCGGCUGGGGCAUCCUGCUCCUCCUCUCCAUCUACGAGGAGAACAUUAUUGUAUGAUGGUCAUCAUGACCCUGCCACCAGUCUAACCCGGAUGUACCCAGAUACCCCCAGAACCAUCCUCACUACCUAAUCAUCUUACCAAUAAUGGGGGGGUCCAUCUACUUCAUCAUCCUUCCAAGGACAGGGGGGAGGGGGGUGUCCAUCUGAGAUCAGAGAAUAUGCAGUAAAUGUAACUUGAGUCAUCCUGAUAAAGUAACUGAAACCAAUAUUGCUGCCAUUACAGCCCAAAUGGGUUUAACCAGGAGCCCGAAUAUCAUAAAGCAAUAUUAGGAGGACGAUGACCUAAUGGUCCUGAUUGUUAUCCAUGUGUCCUGUGGCCUCUGUAGAGGCUGAGAGAAAAGACCAUCCAUGUUUUGCUGUCUGGUACCAGAUGUCUUGUUAAGGUGGCUUUAGGCCAUGGGCAUCAAGGGCUUUCCUUGGGUCCCUCAAGACAUGAACUAAAAGGGGUACUCCGGCAAUAAUACAUCUUGUCCCCCCCAACCACGGUCUUCAGAUGUCUUGUUGCAGAUGCCAACAUUGAAGUCUUUUGUGCUACAGAA